Melampsora larici-populina 98AG31 is the source of this 1928-nucleotide messenger RNA. RefSeq lists its product as uncharacterized. Gene Ontology annotation, biological process: phospholipid biosynthetic process. Gene Ontology annotation, cellular component: endoplasmic reticulum membrane. Gene Ontology annotation, molecular function: glycerol-3-phosphate O-acyltransferase activity; glycerone-phosphate O-acyltransferase activity. Bases 249 to 1928 code for a protein of 559 amino acids. Lineage: Eukaryota; Fungi; Basidiomycota; Pucciniomycetes; Pucciniales; Melampsoraceae. The record is from RefSeq and is a predicted model, not a curated record. The transcript has 4 exons.
CAACUUCGCAACCUUGUCCAAACACACAAACUGCAUCAACACAUGCUCAAUUUAGGAAACUUAGGAAACUUCCCAUCAACUUCAAAUAUAAAAAUCAAUUGACAGUGAUUAAAUUGCAAUUGCAGGUCUUGGGUCAAAGGAUUUACUAAUUGCGUAUACAAGCAUUCAUUUAUAUUUAUCAAAUCAACUCAGCAUCUCUCAUUAACAUUCUCAUUCAAGAACUUAUCAUUCAUCAGCAUUCAUCAUUCAUGGAAUCGGUCUCAUCAGAUAAUGAUGAUCAAUCAGAUCAAAUCAAUCCAUCAGUUCAAACAUCCACCACUACAAGCUCAACCAAUUCAUCUUCAUAUCGAGUUCCAAACCCACCAACAGAAACUCCAUUAGCUUAUCAUGCAGUCAUCUCCCUCUUUCGAUUCGUACUAGCGAUCUUCUUCUCUAGGAUAGUCAUCGAAAACAUAGAUCAAAUUCCGACCAAUGGACAACCGACGAUCGUCUUAGCAAAUCAUUCAAACUCAUUAACAGAUGCACUUAUCAUCAUGUCCUCAAUCCCACGUCAUGCUCGUAGAAUGCUUAGAAUGACAGCUAAAGCAACUCAUUUUCGUAGAGGAACGUUUUCAUCUUGGUUGAUCGAAAAAGCAGGAUCAGUACCAUUACAAAGAUCUAAAGAUUAUACAAAUCAUCAAACGAUUGAUAAUUCAUUAGCCAGAAAGAUGUUGAUUGAUGCAUUGUGUGAAAAUGGAGAUGCGAUUUGUUUGUUUCCAGAAGGAAUUUCAAGAUAUCAUCCAUCGAUUGCACCACUUAAAACGGGUACUGCUAGAAUCGCAUCAGAUGUACUUUAUAAAGAAAAAGAAAAUGAUCAGUUUGAAUUAAAUCUAUUGACUUGUUCUAUAACUUAUUUACAUCGACAAAACUUUAGAUCUGAUGUUUUAGUUUCAUUUCAUUCACCUAUCAAACUUAAACCAAAGGAAAAUUUAGAUUUGAUUUCAGAAGAUUUAGAGAUUAGAAAGAUUGCAAUCAAUGAAUUAACUGAAAAACUAAGUGAAAGGAUUAGAUCUGGUACACUAGAUUCACCUUCUUGGGAUCUCAUCAAAGCUGCCAAUUUAGCUAGAACGAUUUAUGCUCCUUUUGGUACUAAGAUCGGAUUAGGAUCUCAUGUUAGACUUACUCAAAAAUUUAUUGAUGCAUUUGCUGGACGAGAUGGAUCAGAUUCAACUACCAGUUCAACCGAUUCAUUAGUCAAAAGUUUAUUAGAUUAUCAAAACAAAUUAAUUCAAUUAGGCAUUAAAGAUGAAAGGGUGGCUAAUAAUCGAUUGAUCAAAACUAGAGUGAUCUUUAAACGAUUAUUGGUUAGAUUAGUUGGUGCUGGAUUUUUAACUUCGAUUUGUUUUCCUGGAAUGCUUUUAUGGUUUCCAGCUUUUUUUACUGCUUGGUUUUUUGCUGAAAGACAAAAACGUACUGGACCUGCAUGGGAUACGUAUGAUGAGGUGACACAAACCAAACUUUUAUACGGUCUGGCAUCUGGUUUGAUCACCUAUUUCACAGUGGUCCUUUUUACAUUUCCGAUCUUCCCGAUCACUGCUGUCGGAGUUCCGCUAUUGAUGUGGUUCACCCUGAGGUGGCUAGAAGAUCUAGUUGCAACAUUAAGAGCAGCAAGAUCAUUAUCCAAAAUGUUAAUGUUAGGACAAAAAGAAUUAAAUUCACUUAGAAAUCAACGAAUCAAUUUAAUUGAACCGGUUAAAAAGAUUGCCAUUGAAAAAUGUAAAUUACCAAUCGAAAGUGAAAAGGUUUUGUUAGAUGAAAAAAACCUAUUGAAAAAAGAAUUGAUCAUCAAGAAUGGAAAAGUUAGUAGAUUAGGUUAUUUUUCGAUUAGAAGAAGAAGAAAGAAAGAUUAUAAUGAAGUUUUAAGACUUUGGGAUGUCGUUGAUAUGUGA